AUGAGUGAAGAAAAAUUACAAUUUAUAUAUGUUACUGGUGAAUUGACAUUAUCCAUAGUCAUAUCGGUAUCAAAUUUACUAGUAUUAUGGGUUUUUAUGAGAAAUAAAUUUAUUAGAACUGCAACAAAUACAUAUAUAUUUUCACUAGCACUUACCGACUUUUUAGCCGGUUCUAUUGGAAUUCCUUUUACAGUUUAUUCUGUAAUUACAAAAGAACCAAAUAGUUUUACACCUUGUUUAGCAGUUCAUUUAAUAUUAUGUAUACUUUGUACAAUAUCAACAUUUCAUUUAUUAGCUAUGGCAAUUGAUAAAUAUAUAACAAUAUGUUCUCCUUUAAAUGCAUAUACACGAUUUGGUAAAUCAUCAAGAAAAUUAAGAACAUUUAUAUUAAUAGCAUUAGCAUGGAUUGUUGGAUUUUUAAUUGGAGUUUUACCAUUAUUUGAAAUAUUUGGUUUUUCAUCUAAUCUUAAAAAAAAUUUUAAUAAAAGAAAUGAAUGUAGUUUUUUGUAUGUUGUUGAUGAAAAAUAUUUAGUUUAUGUAAUAUUUUUUGCUACAAUUAUAUUUCCUUCAACUAUAAUAUGCUAUUGUUAUGCAGCAAUUUAUAGUAGAAUACGAUUUGAUGAAGCUCAAGUAUCUUGUUUAUUAAGAGCAUCAGAUAGACAAAAAAGAAUCAGAAACCGUAAAAAAAUUAUAAGAACUUUGUUGAUUCUUGUUGCAACAUAUGCUAUAUGUUGGUAUCCACUUUAUUUAAUUAAUACUGCAGAUCAUUUUUUAACAUUUUAUCGACCAUCAUUAGGUGCAACAUAUUUUACUGUUUGGUUAUCUCAUGUUUGUUGUGCCAUAAAUCCACUCAUUUAUGCUUAUGGUAUGCCCGGUUUUAAACAAUGUUUAAGAUGUUUUGUAAAAAAUGCUUCACAAAAAAGGAGAACUAGAUUAAAUACAAGUAUUUAUCAAAACGAAGGACAAUUUAGUAAAGUAGCAUUUGAUGUAUUGGCAAAUAGAGAAGAAAGUUUACAUAAAAAAAAAUCACCUAUAUUGAUAGAUAGUUUGAAUGGAGUUCGCAAGUAUUCGAUUCGAAUUUAA
This is a messenger RNA of Strongyloides ratti, 1083 nucleotides long. Its product is annotated as Adenosine receptor. Gene Ontology annotation, cellular component: membrane. Gene Ontology annotation, biological process: G protein-coupled receptor signaling pathway. Lineage: Eukaryota; Metazoa; Nematoda; Chromadorea; Rhabditida; Strongyloididae. Gene Ontology annotation, molecular function: G protein-coupled receptor activity. The record is from RefSeq and is a predicted model, not a curated record. Bases 1 to 1083 code for a protein of 360 amino acids. The transcript is spliced from 2 exons.